This is a messenger RNA of Hevea brasiliensis (rubber tree), 2505 nucleotides long. Its product is annotated as actin-interacting protein 1-2-like. Gene Ontology annotation, molecular function: actin filament binding. Bases 1450 to 1950 code for a protein of 166 amino acids. NCBI's taxonomy places the organism in Eukaryota, Viridiplantae, Streptophyta, Magnoliopsida, Malpighiales, Euphorbiaceae. The record is from RefSeq and is a predicted model, not a curated record. Gene Ontology annotation, biological process: positive regulation of actin filament depolymerization; actin filament depolymerization. The transcript has 4 exons. Gene Ontology annotation, cellular component: cortical actin cytoskeleton.
GGGGGGGAUUUUCUGGUGAAUUUCUAUGAAGGACCGCCAUUUAAAUGCAGGCUAUCUAGCAGAUUGUUUUCGAGGGCUAAAUCAUAACUCUGUAGUUGAGAUUAUGGUCAACCCAGAGCACAAGCACAAAAGAUGUUGACACUAGUUUACCGGGCCAUCUUUUUAGUUUCUUUCAAAAAGGAACUGCCUCUCUUUUAUCCUCUUCAUACCUCCCCAAAGACACACACACAUACCCUUUCGAUUCUUUCCUCUCUCCUUUAUUGCCUAUGUUUCUCAAAUGGAGCCAGCAGCUCAGUUACCAGUAUCUUAGAUUUUCAAAGCGGUUCUGACCAUUUCUGCUGGUAAGUCAGCGAAAGUGUGGGAGAUCUGUGAUGAUGGUAAUGGGGAAUUGAAGAAAACAUUGGCAUGUUCUGGCUCAGGUGGAGUUGAUGACAUGCUAGUUGGUUGCCUUUGGCAGAAUGAUUAUCUUGUCACUGUGUCCCUUGGUGGCACAAUUAGCAUCUUCUUUGCAAGUGAUCUCAAAAAAAGUCCACGACAAAUAUCUGGACAUAUGAAGAAUGCUACAUCAUUAGCUGUGCUUAAAAAUGUCCAAAAAACUAUAUUGUCCAGUAGUUAUGAUGGUUUGAUAGUUAAAUGAAUUCAAGGCAUUGGAUACAGCUGCUGUUGAAGAAGAAAUUGUCACAUCUGGAUUUGAUAAUAAGGUGACUGACAUGCAUAUAUUCUUCAAUUCUACUUUGAAAUAACUAUAUUUACUUUUUGUUUCCAUUUCUAAUCAAUUAUAGAGUUAAGAAAGUGAAAGAGAACAUGCUUGUUACAAUCUUUUUUCUUCCUUAUUUAAUUAUGUAAGCAGAAUAUAUCUUGAUUGUGGCUUCUCUUUCAUUAUUUGAUACUUAGCUUAUGAACAAAUAAUAUGCAUCUAAAGCUAUCAUUGAAUUUCCAAGGAGAAGUAUUUCCCCAGCAAAUAUUUUUAAAUCCUCGAGUUCAAAUAUAUACAGUAUAAAACUGACAAAAGAAGACAGUUAGACUCCACUGGUAACUGAACUUUUAUCUGGAAAGUAAUUUGGAGAAAGUUUUAAAGUGUCUUUAAAUAGUAUUGGUGAGAUUUUUCUUCCAAUGUAAGUUGCUGCUUAUUGCUGAAAUUAUAAAAUAUCCUCAGUAAGUCACUCAUUUAUGUAAUUUCUUGGCUUAUAAAAUUGACAAUCAAUGGAAGAUCUACAAAAUAUGAUGAUGAAAUUACUUGGUAUGGAUGAUUUGUCAAAUCAUUUGUUAGUCCAGAUUCUGUUAAGUCACAAAUGGAUUAUUAUUAUUAUUAUUAUUAUUAUUAUUAUUAUUGUUUCUUCUUUUGUGACUUUAACAAAUAAUUAGAUAAAAUUCUACUUAGGUUUGAUUAAUUAAACAUGACUUUUUCCUGAGGCACCAUCAUUUUUUGGAAAAAAAAAAGUCAUAUAUAUGAUGGUUCUGCUCGUAAUGCUUUUCUUUCUUCCCUUUCCCUGUGCCUGGAUUUGUAGAGUUCGUUUUCAAGGGGAUCAAUGUGGAGAUGCAAAUUCCAUUGACAUUAGCAGUCAACCAAAAGACUUGAGUCUUGCCCUUCUCAAUCCUGGCCUUGCUUUGGUCACAAUUGAUUCAGGUGUUGUCAUGCUCCGUGGUACAAAAAUAGUGUCAACAAUCAAUCUUGGUUUUUCUGUGACAGCAUCUGCAAUUGCACAUGAUGGAAGUGAAGCAAUCAUAGGUGGGCAUGAUGGCAAAUUGCAUGUAUAUUCUAUAACAGGUGACACUCUUAAGGAAGAAGCAGUACUUGAGAAACAUCAUGGGGCUGUCAGUGUCAUACGUUACUCUCCAGAUGUUUCAAUUUUUGCAGCUGGUGAUGCAAAUAGAGAAGCUGUUGUUUGGGACCGAGUCUCCCGAGAGCAGCGUGGCUGCUACUGGAUCAAUUGCCAAGCCUGCAUCUAGUCGGAUGACCAUAAAGGGAGCUCAUUUGGGUGGGGUAUAUGGAUUGGCUUUCACUGAUGAGCUAAGUUUGGUAAGCUCUGGUGAGGAUGCUUGUGUUCGCGUUUGGAGAUUAAGCCCACAGUGAUGCUCAUUAAUGGAGGUCAUCGUGAAGAUGCUAGGCUAAAAAACUAUCAAGGUUUGGUGAGGAUUCUGGAUUGGUUUUCGACUUUUAUUUUUUGUUAAGUUGUGUUGCAUUGAGGUUGGAGAGAGUUUAAGGAAUAGGCAUAUUCAUGAAGAUUAGAGUCUGCCCUUUGUUGUUGUCAUAUAAUGUUGGAAGUGGCCAUCUACAAACAACAGUUUGAUUGAGAGUUUGUGAUCUAUUCUCUUUUGUAGCUUGGAGUUUGAAUAGUUUUCACUUGGCAGGUGAUCGAAGUAGGGGAAUGUCUGUCAUAUUGUCUUUUAUUGCCACUGUUAUUUUGCACGCUUGUCUUUGUCAGAUUGGAGUCUGCAGAAAUCCUGGAAAAUAAGCUGUAGAAAAUAGUAUGCAUCAAAGAAACAGACCUUGAGCACAGAUGA